Messenger RNA from Paecilomyces variotii, 2490 nucleotides. Its product is annotated as fungal-specific transcription factor domain-containing protein. Gene Ontology annotation, molecular function: zinc ion binding; sequence-specific DNA binding. Gene Ontology annotation, biological process: positive regulation of transcription by RNA polymerase II; DNA-templated transcription. The record is from RefSeq and is a predicted model, not a curated record. Bases 358 to 2106 code for a protein of 582 amino acids. NCBI's taxonomy places the organism in Eukaryota, Fungi, Ascomycota, Eurotiomycetes, Eurotiales, Thermoascaceae. The transcript has 4 exons. Gene Ontology annotation, cellular component: nucleus.
GCCAUGCGAUCUACGCGGUCUCGGUGAGUCCAAUUGUUGCCCUUUUCCGAGGUUCAGCUGUUGUUCUCUUCUAAUACCUAGGCGUACUCCCGUGCAGACUGUUCCUAUUACGAAUCUUCAAGGAGACGUUCGCGCCCAGAGUACAUCGAACAUCUAGAAACCCAACUAUUCUACCUCAAGACGAUUUUCCGCACCGUCUGGCCCUCGAUUGACGUGGACCGUCUGAUCAGCGAGAAGAACCCAGAACAACUGCUCGAGGAAGUCACUCGCAACACGCGAUGGAGCACCGAAGAAGUCAGCGGAACCCUCCGGUCGUUAGCAAAUGGGGAUGGUGGUCGCGGGAUAUUCCUGGACACAAUGAUUGAACGAGGAGGGUGUCGGAAAGGAGGCGGAGCAUGGUGCAAUACUUACCACAGCCAUUGCGGACGUCUGGCCCUGCUCUGUACUAUCAGAGACCGUUGCAGUCAGAUGCUCACCAACUCGCUACAACAAAUAUUGCUUCAGAUGGAUUUGCGGGAAGCCUUCGGGUGGCAUCGGUCCAUCUCUCCGUUCCAUCUGGGAAACCGCAUAAUGUCUGACACGGGUGUACUACCGACGAAGAGCAGAGCAAAGGAGCUCGUCAGUAUUGCUGUGGAAAAUGCAUUCUGCCUUCUCACGUUCAUUCAUCGACCCUCCUGCGAUCGAGCCAUCGACCGACUCUACGAAGACUCGGCAAACGGAAUAAGCGUGACUGAGGAUAAGGAGCUGCCUCUUCUCAUUAGUCUUUGCGCGCUAGGUGAGCUAUUUAGUGGUGGUGAAGACCGAAGCGAGGAGUAUUUCAGACUCGCUCGACAAUUACUAGAUUUCGCCGUGUGCAGAGACAUCUCCUCACUACAAGCGAUUUUGACUAUCGCCAUUUACCUACAGUCGAGAUCGAUGGCUCUGACCUGUCGCGACUUUGUCAGCGCUGGUGUUGCUGCGAUGCGACGAGUGCGCGAGACGCACUGCAUUGAAGGAACGGAGGACCCUAUUGCCAAAGAAGUUUUGAAGCGUUCAUUCUGGACUCUUUGGACCUUGGAUGUCUAUCUGACUUGUAUUCUCGGUCUCCCGAGGCUAGUGGACGAGGACAUAACGGACCUGGAUCUUCCCAGCGAAGUGGAAGACGAUCUCUCAUCGCGGAGCAAUUCUCGAGAAAGUCGAGAGAACCUCCUUAAGGAAAAGGCAUUAUUGACGGCUGCCAAUGCACACACUCGACUUACUAUGAUCCAGGAACGGAUCUUGAAGUGUAUCUACCCGGUCGACGAAUAUUCCUUCGUAUCCGAGAACACGUUUCGGGUCAACUACCAGGUGGUACUGAGCAUCGAAAAGGAAUUGGAAACUUGGUUUUCCGAAGUUAGCCGCAUGCAGUACCUGAGAGUACCGAAUGAUGAUAUACGACGAGCCGAGAUAUUGCUCCUCAUAGCGCAUUGCCGUGUGCAAAUGGCCCUCUACCUUCCGUUCUUGCAUCAUAUUCGCAAACCCAGUUCCGGGGAGAAUAGCUCGCAGAUCCAUUCCUUUGCCUGUGCGAUGGCAUGCAUCAAGGCGGCCAUGCAAGAGGUAUCACUUGCGGUGCAGUUACAGUCCCAAGGUCUUCUUGCGGGUUGUUAUUGGUUUCUUCCUUCCGUUACUUUCACGGCGGUGAUGACGCUGUUGAUGAGCGUAUUAGCGAACAGACGAGAUCCCAAAGCAUAUGAGAAACUCGAUGCUGCUGAAAAGGGGACAAAUGUUCUGGUUGAGAUUACCAGCAGUAGCCAGCCCUUCCGGGAGUGCUUAAACAUCCUGAUGGCCCUCAUAGGUGAACUCAAAGCAGGUCUGAAUGUGCAUGUCAUCUCACCAGAAUCGGGAACCUCCUCAGCAGCGAAUCUGGACAUCACCCAGGUGUCAGUGCCAACAUGCGAAGCACUGGGUACCUGGCCAGUUCUCACCGAACCCACUCAAAUGUCAGCGUUCAUGACAGAUCUUGACGCCGAUAUGUACAAUAACAGAUCUCCUUUCGCCCCCUCGGCCUUUGACUUGUAUGAUGCGAUUAACGGAUCAGGGAACCCGCCAUACAAUUUCUUUGGGCCCGGUGGGGCUUAUAUUGGAUGAACACCAGAGGGGAAUUAUUCUUCUUCAGUGGCCCUCUUCCACUUAUAGUAUAUACGAUUUAUGGCCAGGCGUUACUACCUUACAGGCGUUGGUGCACAGAAUUUCGGGAUCUUUUUUGGAUUGAAUAGCAUGACUACGCGUGGUUCCUAUUUGUUGUUUUCGUUUUCAAUGUUCUGGAGGACCUGCUGGUGAAUUCAAAAGCACAGUCUGGCAAAGGACCAUGACGUGCCUAUUUGAUCCUUGGAUAAUCCGCCAUGACAUGUUUUAUGUACAUGUAGAAAUCAUAUCCAGACUUAAAUGUCAAGCGUUAAGUGAACAUAUACGAGACUCACUUCUCAGUCAAUGCUAUCUACAUAUUAAACUGCAAGAAUAGAGAAUAUAUCG